AUGGGAAUCUAUAAUCAGUCGACUGUUUUGAUCAAAGCGGUACUUCGACGGCUUAAAACUGAAUAUCAACUGAGAGUUCUUCGUAAUCCUGAUCGAUCUUGCAUAAGCGUAUUUAUCAGUUUGGCACCAGUGUCACCUGAUGAUGAUCCGAUCGGUCUAACGAGAUUCUCAUGCAUCGGUCUCGAGCAAAAUUUCACCGGAUAUCUACGUGAUUGUCAAAGCGCAUACGACUAUGUCUGGUUUCAAAUGUUCACAAUCCUACUUGAAAGAACACCGUGUAACCAACAGACACGACGAAUAAUGACUCAAUGCUGUCGUGAUCUUUAUAGGGCGGAUGAUAUAAGUCUCAAACAAAUCGAUCAUUUUGGGCGCACAUACAAAGCAGACCGAGCUCUUUAUUGGUAUACGAAGCCGAGCUUCUUUAAUAUGGUCAUCAACAGCGUAUUGCGCUCGAAUAAUGUGGGUGCUUUAUAUGUAUUUCGCGAACAAAUUCUGGACAUACGAAUGGGUCUUGCCGUUAAAUGCAAAGAACAGAUUAAGCAGUGGCAACGCGAUGGUUUUCGACAGCGUCCUCUCUAUCGUGGCACGACGAUGGAUCAAGAGAAGUAUCAAGAGUUACAAACGCACUCUAUUGACCAUUUUAUCAGCUUUUAUGGAUUCCUUUCGACAACAUAUGAAGAAAGUGUCGCACAAAUAUUUGCUGCAUCUGGGGAUGAAACAUUGUCAGCAAAAAACCAAGUAUCUGUUAUUUUCGUUAUCACAGUACCGACUUUGUCCGAGUUCGAUGAUGACUUGGUGUUCGCUAAUGUGUCGAGUGUAACGGCUGUUUCUGACGAAGAAGAGAUUCUCUUCGAUAUUGGUACAACAUUUAAAGUAGAAAGUACGAUCUAUGAGCCGCAGAAUAAAACUUACUAUGUAAGGAUGCUGGCAACCAGCGAGGGCGCGCGUGCCGCUCGUCGUGUCAUGUUAGAAAAUUGGGUUGCGUUGUGCGAUUUAAUGGUAAAUCGAGUGAACGAAUGGUAUGAUUUCGCCCGUGACGGUUGUAAAGAACUCUUGUCAAAGAAAGAUCUGAAGGAACUUCCAUGGAAUCAUGUUUUACAACGCAUUGUUUACACAAACAAUCUUAUGACAACGACUGCAGCAAUCACAAGACAAAAUCCGUUCCAAGCAUUACCAUCGAAAUCCCGAGCAUUAGUUAAAAACGCCGACCGUGGAGUUCUGCAACGAGCCUGGGGCUACAUGAAGCGACAUGUUUUCAGAACAGAUCCUAGCGUGCUAUAUACUCCACAGCCUCGAAAUGCUGCACAAGCUUACCAUAUUCGUUUACAACAAGAUGUUCAAGUAAUCAAUACCAUGAUAGACAAAUUCGGAAUGUAG
Molecule: messenger RNA, 1377 nt
Organism: Adineta ricciae
Lineage: Eukaryota; Metazoa; Rotifera; Eurotatoria; Adinetida; Adinetidae
Source: the annotation of a GenBank genome assembly